AUACACACCGAACAUUGUUCUUCACUGAAACAUUUGUUUCUGAAGCACAAACCUCACACCUCUGAACACUUUCAAGAGUACAUAUCCCCGAAAAAAUAAAUAAGAAAAGAGCCAUGGAAGAAAAUCAACAAGAAGCUUCAAUGGCACUAGUUCCCGUAGACAGCUUCUCUUACAGUUGGUUAGUUAACUUUCCUUCUUUAGAAGUUUCCAUUGAUGAUUAUCAUCAAACCUACGAAGACUCUUCUUCUUCCUCCUUCAUCGAGAUGGAUCCAAGAUUGCCUCCUUCAAGAAGAUUCUUCAUCAACAAAGCCCAUGAAAGUAGCUUUAAGUUCGAUAACUUUGUCUCUUUCUCCGACCAAGAUCACUCUUUAGUUCACGCCGACGAGCUUAUCCGCGACGGCUACGUCGUGCCUUAUAUAUCAAAAGCCACGUCAGCAGCUACCGAGGAAGAAUAUACGCCGUUGGAUACGAAAAAGGAGAAGAAGAUCGAGACGCGUGACAUUAAAAACAAGUCUCCUUAUAGAAAAUUGAGAGUGUCGAAAUGGGUUUUGUUCAAGUAUCUUGAUUUUUUGACCCCACUGUGUAAAAGAUUAAGGAGAUGUAGAUCCGCUAGAUCACCUGGAGGUAUUGGAAGCGACACGAGGAUCCGUGUAAGGACGUUGUCCAGAAGCAGAGUUUAUUCUGUUGAAACAACGUCGUCGCCAAGAAUAAGUUUUGCAGAUGAUUAUUAUUGGAGAAGGUCUUGCGAUUCAGAGAGUUCCAUUUACGAAGCCGUUCUUCAUUGCAAGAAAUCUUUCGAAAAUUGAAAGUGAAGAAUCAAUCCAUGGAAAAGGAGCAGCUAGGAGCCUAGGAGUAGAGAUGGAGAAUAUUAGUACUUUAUACAUGGAGUAGGGGAGAGAGAGAGAGAGAGCAACUUGUAAUGUGUCUUUUUGUUGUUAAUCUCUCUUGAAUUAAAUAGUUUGAUGUGAUGAUUCCAUGUGAAUGUGUCAUCAGAUGUGGAUCAAGGAUUUUUUUCUUCUCUUUUUUUUUUCUUUUUACAUGAGUGGGCACAUAUAUAGGUCAUAUAGGCAUCUAGCAGAAUCAAGAAAAUAUUUUCAGAUUUUCUUGGCUAUUUUUAUCCAUAUAUGUAAGUUAAAUAGUUUCUUUUUAUAUAUGUAA
Molecule: messenger RNA, 1158 nt
Organism: Brassica oleracea var. oleracea
Lineage: Eukaryota; Viridiplantae; Streptophyta; Magnoliopsida; Brassicales; Brassicaceae
Product: probable membrane-associated kinase regulator 6
Exons: 2
Coding region: 114-806 (230 amino acids)
Source: RefSeq, a predicted model, not a curated record